Molecule: messenger RNA, 1248 nt
Organism: Podospora anserina S mat+
Lineage: Eukaryota; Fungi; Ascomycota; Sordariomycetes; Sordariales; Podosporaceae
Exons: 1
Coding region: 1-1248 (415 amino acids)
Molecular function (GO): oxidoreductase activity; FMN binding
Source: RefSeq, a predicted model, not a curated record
AUGCCUCCAUCACCUAAUCUCCUCCUCUCCCAACCCCUAACCCUCCCCGUCUCCAACCUCACCAUCCCCAAUCGCCUCGCCAAAGCCUCCAUGUUCGAAGACUGCGCCGAUCCCACCACCAACCUCCCCUCCCCCCAAUUAAAAGCCAUCUCCUCCUCCUGGUCCACCGGCUCCUGGGGCCUCAUCCUCACCGGCUCGGUAGCCAUCGACCCCCUCCAAGUCACCACCAACGCCGUUCUUGCCAACCAACCCAACCUCCCCGAAGAAACCCUCCUCUCCUCCCUCCAAUCCUGGGCAGCUUCCUUCCGCCCCCCUGCCUCCUCCAACACCCCCCCAUCCCCAGUAAUAGUCCAACUAAUCCACCCGGGCAAACAACUCCUCCGCUUCGCCUCCAAAGCCCGCUCCAUGUUCGAACCCCCCUUGGCCCCCUCCCCCAUUCCCCUCGACCUAGGCCCCGGCCUCCUCCCAAAGAUAGCCCGCACCCUCCUCUUCGCCCACCCCCGAGAAAUGACCAUCCCCGAAAUCCAAUCCCUCAUCACCAAGCACGCCCACUCCGCCCUCAUCCUCGCCAAAGCCGGCUUCAACGGCGUCCAGAUCCACGCCGCCCACGGCUUCCUCCUCACGCAGUUCCUUUCCCCUCAUUCCAACAAGCGAACCGAUGCCUACGGUGGCACAGCUGCCAAGCGAGCCCGCGUCAUCCUCGAGAUCAUCGCUGCCGUGAGGGAAGCCACCAAAGAAUACAAAGGGUUCGUCGUAGGCCUCAAGCUAAACAGCGUGGAUCACCAGCAAACCGACAGGCAAGGCAAAGAAGACAGCAUCGAGCAGCUCCAACUCCUGGCAAAGACAGAGCUGGAUUUUGUCGAGAUCAGCGGGGGCAGUUUUGAGGAUAUCAAACCGAGGGAGAUGCUCGCCGAGAGCACCAAGAAAAGAGAGGCGUUCUUUCUCGAGUUUGCCAGAGUAGCUAAGCGGGAGUUGGCCGGGAUUCCAUUGAUGGUUACGGGCGGCUUCACCACCAGGCUUGGGAUGGAGGAGGCGCUCAGGAGGGGUGAUUGCGAUAUGGUUGGGUUGGCAAGGCCCUCGAUUUUCGACCCUUUGCUUCCGAGGAAUGUCCUCUUGAACCCAGAGGUCAAAGAUGAGGAUGCCAAGGUGACCCGUGUCAAUGUUCCGGUGCCUUGGUUGUUGCAAAAGAUUCCGCUCAAGCUGGUUGGGGCUGGUGUGGAUGGUGUAAGUGGUUCCUUCAGCCAAUGA